Molecule: messenger RNA, 480 nt
Organism: Mucor velutinosus
Lineage: Eukaryota; Fungi; Mucoromycota; Mucoromycetes; Mucorales; Mucoraceae
Gene: MAD1
Product: coiled-coil domain-containing protein mad1
Exons: 4
Coding region: 1-480 (159 amino acids)
Biological process (GO): DNA-templated transcription
Cellular component (GO): RNA polymerase I complex; RNA polymerase III complex
Molecular function (GO): DNA binding; protein dimerization activity
Source: RefSeq, a predicted model, not a curated record
AUGGCACCUGCUAUCAAAAAGGAAGACGAAAAGCCAGUUGCUGUUGAUCAAGGCGAUCAAAUGGAUGUCGAUGAAACAUCUGAAGUCGAGGAACAAGAAGAGGAGGAGGAAGAGAACUCGGACGAGGAAAUGGAUGAAGAGCCUGACUUGGUUGUUAGUGCUGAUAAAAUUGAAAUUGUUGGAACUCAUGGUGAUCCCACUGCCAUGACCUUCUGUUUCAAGGAAGAAGAUCACACUCUUGGUAACGCACUGAGACAUGUCAUCAACAAAAACCGCGAUGUCGAUUUCUGUGGUUACUCUAUUCCUCAUCCUUCAGAAGCCAAGAUGAAUGUUCGCAUUCAAACAACAGACAACACAAAUGCGAUAGACGCUUUGAAGACAGGCCUUCAAGAUUUGUACGAUAUGGUUGCCCAUGUCCGUGAAGCAUAUGUCGAGGAUUUGGAAAAGAAGGAGUAUGUCGAAUUCGAGGAAGUUGCAUAG